This is a messenger RNA of Helianthus annuus (common sunflower), 693 nucleotides long. Its product is annotated as protein FAR1-RELATED SEQUENCE 5-like. Gene Ontology annotation, biological process: regulation of DNA-templated transcription. The transcript has 4 exons. Bases 1 to 693 code for a protein of 230 amino acids. The record is from RefSeq and is a predicted model, not a curated record. Lineage: Eukaryota; Viridiplantae; Streptophyta; Magnoliopsida; Asterales; Asteraceae.
AUGGAAGAGAUGUCGGGUCUUAUGCGAACGACAUCGAGGUCAGAGAGUGAAAAUCAUUUUUUUGGUCAAGUGUACAAUUCGAAAGCUACUCUUGUUAAGUUCAUGACUCAUUACGAAACUGCAAUAGAAGCACAGCGUCACACGCACCGGAAAAAUGAUCAUGAAUCUCGAUACAAACGACCCCAGUUGAAGAGUAAUUACCAAUUGUUGGAAGGCCAAGCUAUUGACAUAUACACAAAAAGUAUUUUUUGUGACGUUCAAGCUGAGCUAAUUGAAAUUGCGGAUUGCAUAAAUCAACGUUAUGAAGAUCAGCCCGAUGGACAAACAUUCUCUGCAUGCCAUUAUAGAGAUAUUGUUUUUGGCGUUUUUCAGGCUUUUGAGCAAUUUGGUUUGCUAUGUCGACAUAUAUUCUAUGUUUUGAGAAUUAUGGACAUUAAGGAAUUUCCAAAACAAUACAUUUUGAAUAGAUGGCGCAAAGAUGCUUCCCUAAACUGCUCUCCCGAAUACUCAAUUAGUCGUGAAGAUAUUACUGAGCUUGAUCCCGAUGUGCAAAAGGAGUUAUCUUUAUACAAGGAUCAUGUUCAAUCUUAUAUGAAGAAGGUUCAAGAUAUGCAGAUUGUUGCUCCUCCCGCUAGUACUAGGGAUAGAUUUGCCGAGAUAACCGGUCAAUAUAAAACGACAAGAAUCCGAUAA